Molecule: messenger RNA, 2840 nt
Organism: Medicago truncatula (barrel medic)
Lineage: Eukaryota; Viridiplantae; Streptophyta; Magnoliopsida; Fabales; Fabaceae
Product: pentatricopeptide repeat-containing protein At3g49170, chloroplastic
Exons: 1
Coding region: 56-2575 (839 amino acids)
Biological process (GO): RNA modification
Molecular function (GO): RNA binding; zinc ion binding; protein binding
Source: RefSeq, a predicted model, not a curated record
CGUGCUCUUACACUUUACAUCCAUAAAGAACCAAAAUCUAUGUAAGAAUUAAAACAUGCCAAGCCUAAGCCUAUCUCUUCCUCUUCCUUCUCCUCACAUCAAUCUCAACUCACAACAAAACUUUAACCAUUUCAACAACCCACAACAACUCCACAAAGCCAUUACAACCUUAAACCUAACAGACACAGAAUCAACCCAUAACAACAAACUCAUAACCUCUUCACUUCUCCUUAAACAAUGCAUCCGAACCAAAAACACCCACCUCGGCAAACUCCUUCAUCACAAACUCACCACCUCAAAUCUCCCCCUCGACACCCUCCUCUUGAACUCCCUCAUUACCCUCUACUCCAAAUCAAACGACCCUAUAACCGCUUUUUCCAUUUUCCAAUCCAUGGAAAAUUCCAAACGCGAUGUUGUUUCAUAUAGUUCAAUCAUUUCUUGCUUUGCAAACAAUCGAAAUUGCUUGAAAGCAGUUGAGAUGUUUGAUCAGUUGCUUUUACAAGACGGGGUUUAUCCGAAUGAGUAUUGUUUUACUGCUGUGAUACGGGCGUGUUUGAAAGGCGGGUUUUUUAAAACUGGGUUGUGUUUGUUUGGAUUUGUUUUGAAGACGGGGUAUUUUGAUUCGCAUGUUUGUGUUGGUUGUGAAUUGAUUGAUAUGUUUGUUAAAGGUUGUAGUUUAGCAGAUUUAGAGUCUGCACGUAAGGUGUUUGAUAAAAUGCGUGAGAAGAAUGUUGUUACGUGGACUUUGAUGAUUACUAGGUUAGCUCAAUAUGGUUAUAAUGAUGAAGCGAUUGAUUUGUUUUUGGAAAUGUUGGUGAGUAGUGGGUAUGUGCCGGAUAGAUUUACGUUGACUGGGUUGAUAUCGGUUUGUGCUGAGAUUCAGUUUUUGUCGCUUGGGAAGGAGUUGCAUUCGUGGGUUAUUAGGUCGGGUUUGGUUUUGGAUUUGUGUGUUGGGUGUAGUUUGGUUGAUAUGUAUGCGAAAUGUGGAUUGGUGCAAGAGGCUAGGAAAGUGUUUGAUGGUAUGAGGGAGCAUAAUGUGAUGUCGUGGACGGCUCUUGUUAAUGGAUAUGUACGAGGCGGUGGUGGAUAUGAACGGGAAGCUAUGAGAAUGUUUAGUAAUAUGUUGCUUCAGGGUGGUGUUGCGCCGAACUGCUUUACGUUCUCCGGUGUUCUUAAGGCUUGUGCGAGUCUUCCUGAUUUUGAUUUUGGUGAACAGGUUCAUGGGCAAACGAUUAAAUUAGGUCUUUCUGCAAUUGAUUGUGUAGGGAAUGGUCUUGUUAGUGUGUAUGCAAAGUCUGGAAGAAUGGAAUCUGCUCGCAAGUGUUUUGAUGUUUUGUUUGAGAAGAAUUUGGUUUCGGAGACAGUUGUUGAUGAUACAAAUGUGAAAGAUUUUAAUUUGAAUUCUGAACAAGACUUGGACCGUGAAGUUGAAUAUGUUGGUAGUGGAGUUAGUUCGUUUACAUAUGCUAGCCUCUUGAGUGGUGCUGCUUGUAUUGGUACAAUUGGUAAGGGUGAACAAAUUCAUGCCAUGGUGGUUAAGAUUGGAUUUCGGACUGACUUAAGUGUUAAUAAUGCUUUGAUCUCUAUGUAUUCCAAGUGUGGAAACAAAGAAGCUGCUUUACAGGUCUUUAAUGACAUGGAAGAUUGCAAUGUCAUAACUUGGACCUCUAUCAUAAAUGGUUUUGCAAAACAUGGAUUUGCUUCAAAAGCACUAGAAUUGUUCUAUAAUAUGCUUGAAACAGGUGUGAAGCCUAAUGAUGUCACAUACAUUGCAGUUUUAUCGGCAUGUAGUCAUGUUGGUUUAAUUGAUGAAGCAUGGAAACAUUUCACUUCCAUGCGUGAUAACCAUGGAAUUGUUCCAAGGAUGGAGCAUUAUGCAUGUAUGGUCGAUUUGCUUGGUCGAUCCGGAUUGCUUUCAGAAGCGAUUGAAUUUAUUAACUCAAUGCCUUUUGAUGCCGACGCGUUGGUGUGGCGUACGUUUCUUGGUUCUUGUCGGGUUCAUCGGAACACCAAGCUUGGGGAACAUGCUGCAAAAAUGAUUCUUGAACGAGAGCCUCACGAUCCGGCUACCUAUAUAUUAUUGUCUAACUUGUAUGCAACAGAAGGACGGUGGGAAGAUGUAGCAGCAAUUAGAAAAAACAUGAAACAGAAACAAAUAACAAAAGAAGCAGGUUCUAGUUGGAUUGAAGUUGAGAACCAGGUGCAUAAAUUCCAUGUAGGAGAUACUUUGCACCCUAAAGCUCAACAAAUAUAUGAAAAACUUGAUGAAUUGGCUUUAAAAAUAAAGAAUGUGGGUUAUGUCCCAAACACAGAUUUUGUUCUUCAUGAUGUGGAGGAUGAACAAAAGGAACAAUAUCUAUUUCAACACAGCGAGAAACUUGCAGUUGCAUUUGCUCUUAUUAGUACACCAAAUCCAAAACCUAUAAGAGUAUUUAAGAACCUUCGUGUUUGCGGCGAUUGCCAUACAGCAAUAAAGUACAUAUCAAUGGUCUCUGGAAGAGAGAUUGUAGUGAGAGAUGCAAACCGGUUUCAUCACAUGAAAGAUGGGACAUGCUCUUGCAAUGAUUAUUGGUAAUCCGGAUAUAUGUCCAAUGAGUUUAUACUUGGCCUGUAAAUUUUGUAGAGUUAUUCACAUUUUUGUUGCUUAGACUAUACAAAUGUUGUAAAUGUGGAAACUCAGCUUUGAAUUACUAGCUGAUUGUCAAUGAUAGUGAUACAGAAGCAAUUAUUUUUCUGUCUAUGUUUUCAAAAUAUUGAAGCUUGAUGCUGGUCUGUACCAUUCUUCUCUUUUGUUAUUUUACAUGAAAGUUAUUCUACACAUUGUGUUGGAGUAGUAGCAA